Porites evermanni is the source of this 2253-nucleotide messenger RNA. The record is from the annotation of a GenBank genome assembly. Lineage: Eukaryota; Metazoa; Cnidaria; Anthozoa; Scleractinia; Poritidae.
UGCGGUGAUCCUGGAAAACCCAUCAAUGGAAAGCAGAUUGUCAAGAAAGGCUACGUCUAUGGUGGAUCAGUCAAGUUUGUUUGUGACAAGAAUUACACUCUAGUGGGGACUGAUGUUAUGCAUUGUCAAGCUAAUAGGAGUUGGAGUUCCCCUGUUCCAAAUUGCUUAGGUAAGUUUUAAUUAUUUUAUUUUGUCCAAUACUUCUUAGAGUCAAAACAACAGUUAGUGUCAUUUCAUGGUCGUAAAAAUAAUUUUUAGGUAAAUUAACAUUAGGAAUAUUGUAGUUUUCCUUUUUGUUAGUUCAAUAACCACACAGCAGUUCAAUAAGUACACAACAGAUCAAUAACCAUACCAGUUCCAUGUAAAUCCAUGUUUAAAAAUAGUUAUUUUUUACCUUACAAGCCCUGAACUUCCAACUUUCUUGGUUGUUUCAAAUUUGAAAGGCCGCUGCUCGUUUCCUGACCAUAUUUCAAAAAUCUGCGUUCGAUUCGAUAAUAAGACAACACUUAUCAGUUGUAUGAACAAUUUAACUUAUCGUCACUCGGAAUAAAAAAAAAAUAGGUUGACGCCAUUGCCAAAAUACUUUCUCCUUUCCUAGCUUUCUACGAGCGGGGGACGUCGGAGGCUCCUUAGCCUGUGUGGAGAUGCCCCCUUCCCUCAAAAAAAAAAAAAAAAAAACCGGGGAGAGAGACGUCUCUCACGCCGAUGCUAAUAGUGUUCUGAUUUUCGAAGGAUGCAUCGCGGGGAAAGCCUCUGAUUGGUUGUCAUGUUAAUGCUGGGACCGUAAGUUGUUUUAAUUCGGUGUUGUGACUGGUGAAUGAACUCCCCGAGAAAAACCUCAGCCUUUGCGGACAUCUUACUGCUGCACAAAUUGUGGGUACAUAUGUUCUUUACCGAAAAGGACGUAAAGAGAAGGAAGUAACGAAUUCAACGCUUACUGAUCACUCUUAGUCAGAGAUCUUAAAACUAGAUUUCAGCGUGGAAGUUAAAAAAAUCGGCUUGUUUGUUCCGUUCAUUUCUGGUAAAUAUUAGAGAAAAGACAGAAUUGCUCUAAUUUUAAAUGAAUAGAAAUGAACUAUUCGAUUCUUUGGAUAUGUAAACUUUGAUAAACCGCUUUAGUCUGGAAUACUAGCCGCUUUUUGGAAAAUCGAACCUAUAAACUGCUUCCGAGAUCAGAACCAGAAACCACAGGACAUCGAUGUACAGGAAACAGACGGGCUUCAUGACUUCCCAGACGAAAGAACAUGUGUCAGAAUUUUUCGAAGCAUUAUGUACCCAUUUUUGUAAAGAAAAAAAGUCCUAGACAUAUAAUUGACAUUUUAGCUAGAUAUUCUAUUUACAGCCGCUUUCUAAUAAAAGCCUAUAAAGAUUGAAAAAAAAAAAUGCGUGCGUGCUGUGCAACAGUCUUGUUGGUCCGUCGACACCUUUUCAACUGUUAAAGGAAAAACAAAGAAAUAAUUUGUACAAAUGUAUACCGAAACACGAUUUAUGUCGGCAUGACACAGACGUCUUUCUGCCCGAUUUUUAUGAGGGGAGGGGGCGUCUGUGAACAGGCUCGAGGCGCCCCUCUAUCACUUUGAAACCGAUCAUGAUACGGCCAGCAAAAUUGCACAUAAGAUAUUCAUCAUUUCCAACGUCUUGAUACAAUUAACGCAAUGUGACGUACUUAUGACAUUGCUGAAUUAGAAGCAGAACCCAAAUUUCACCAAUUUUAUCCCUAAAAAGUAAUGUGACGUACUUAUGACAUUGCUGAAUUAGAAGCAGAACCCAAAUUUCACCAAUUUUAUCCCUAAAAAGUAACCAUACAGCGAAAAAUACUUAAAUAGUGAGGUGCCUGAAAAAGUUAUGAUCACCGCAUCUUGUCGAAUUCAGCCGUGUUGUUUUUUCUUGUGAUUAGUUUUUUCAGCAUGUCCCCCUGUUGGGAUAAUGGACACCAACAAGAUUCCAGAUAACAGAAUGACGGCAAGUUCAAGUUAUCGAAUAUCAGAGCUACCACACUACGGUCGACUGAAUGAAACCAGGCAAAACGGGGCGUGGUGUCCGAAAAGUAGAAACAAUUCAGAGUAUCUCCAGGUGGAUAUGGGUACAGUGUACUAUGUAUGUGCAGUGGAAACGCAAGGACGAGCAGCAGACUAUGAGUGGGUCACUGCUUACAUAUUACGUUUUUCUUUAGAUGGAAUCAUCUGGAACUCUUAUUAUGAAAACAACGUCGAAAAGGUGAGCAAAUUAGAUUUUUUGGUGAUUUGGAUCUAA